UUGUCGGACAGACAGGCCGUGCCGUGACGUCACCCCGACUCCGCCGCUGCUGGCUGUUGUCGGCCGGACCUCCGGACAAAACCGACGAGCCAACGAGCAAGCCGCCGCCGGGAACGGGCUCACAACCUCCGGCCUUGCACCCACGAUGGCCUCCGACGGCACGGACGAGCGCUCGCCGCUUUUGUCCACUCCCAACUCGGAGAACGUCACCCCCAACGCGCCGCCUUACCUGCACGACCCCAGCCCCCGAGCGGAACUGCCUCCGCCGUACACGGCAAUCGCCAGUCCAGACGCGGGCGGCAUUCCCGUCAUCAACUGCCGCGUGUGCCAGUCACUCAUCCAUCUGGAUGGCAAACUACACCAACACGUGGUCAAGUGCACGGUGUGCAACGAGGCCACCCCCAUCAAGAAUCCGCCCACGGGGAAAAAGUACGUGAGGUGCCCCUGCAACUGCCUCCUCAUCUGCAAAGACACCUCAAGGAGGAUAGGAUGCCCGCGACCCAACUGCAGACGCAUCAUCAACCUGAGCCCGGUGAUGGUGAUCCCCGAGGAGCAGCCCGCCCAGCCGGCCCUCCCCGUGCAGCCCGAGGGAAUGCGGGUAGUCUGCGGCCACUGCGGCAACACCUUUCUGUGGAUGGAAGUGCGCUUCAACACGUUAGCCAAGUGCCCCCACUGCAAAAAGAUCUCGUCCGUGGGCAGCGCGCUUCCGAGGCGGCGCUGUUGCGCUUACAUCACCGUGGGGAUGAUCUGCAUCUUCAUUGGCGUGGGGUUAACGGUGGGCACUCGGGACUUUGCCCAUCGCUACAACGCCACGUACGUGUCGUGGGCGCUGGCCUACCUGGUGGGCGUCAUAUGUUUGGUGCGAGCAUGCUACUGGGGUGCCAUUAAGAUCAGUUACCCGGAGAAUAGCUUCGCCUAGGAGGCCCCGCCCCUUGGUUGUCUGACCUUUUCGCCUUUUUGUUUCCACUCGUUGAUCCAGCAAGCCUUUAAAAUUUUUUUUUUUUUACCCCAUGAAUGACCAAGCGGAGACGAGCUACGAAGAAAUAACAUUUUGCUCGUUGCACAUUUUUUUUAAUGUGAAUUUUAAGUCGCUCUGCUGCUAGUUAGUGUCCAGCUAAAGGAGGGUGCGUGGCCAUUUACUGUAAUGUGGGGGUGUCCGAAAUAUUCUAAAUGUGACGUAGCCGCCACUGAUGUUCAUCAUGAUGGGACUGUAGGCUGUAAAACGCAUUGCUAGUCAGACAUUUUGAAUUCAAUGGAAACUACUGAACCUACAUUUUGGGGGAGGGGGGGGGCGAGAAUACGUUGUUUGUGCCACCAUUAUUCUUAACACAGUAUUCUGAUUCAUUUUAUGUUUGUGGAAAAAGAAUUCAACGGGUAAAUUCAUCCGUUUUCUCAGAGAGGUUCUUAUUGCUCCAUACAGGGAGCCUAGCGUAAACAUGCACUGCUAACUGUGUUUUUAGCG
Hippocampus comes (tiger tail seahorse) is the source of this 1462-nucleotide messenger RNA. It is a transcript of the gene pip4p2, whose product is annotated as phosphatidylinositol-4,5-bisphosphate 4-phosphatase 2. Gene Ontology annotation, cellular component: phagocytic vesicle membrane; late endosome membrane; lysosomal membrane. The transcript has 7 exons. Bases 146 to 919 code for a protein of 257 amino acids. Lineage: Eukaryota; Metazoa; Chordata; Actinopteri; Syngnathiformes; Syngnathidae. The record is from RefSeq and is a predicted model, not a curated record. Gene Ontology annotation, biological process: phosphatidylinositol dephosphorylation. Gene Ontology annotation, molecular function: phosphatidylinositol-4,5-bisphosphate 4-phosphatase activity.